CCUAGCCUGGCUAAAAUGAUGGAUUAAACUCUGAUAAAAAAAAAGAUUGAUGGAAUAACAUGCUUGACAGGAGUGGCAUAGUGAUGGGUUUCCUUUUUUUCCUUUACUCCCGUGACAGAUAUUUCUUCUCACCUGUUUGCUGUUUAUUUUCUUGCUGACUGCGUUAGCCACUUAGCAUGCUAGGCUAGCUCCAGCGGGCUCGUGUGUUUACGGUGUGAUUUUUAUUAUGGCAGAUUGUACACUCAACAAAACUCUGCGGGGAUCAUCUUUAAUUAACUCAUAUUUCAUUACACGUAUAUGUUAUAAUUAAGGGCUGGACUAAAAAGCGGGGGUAAAAUAGCCAUCACGUCUGCAGGCGAAGCUAACCUUAGCUAACGCUGCUGCUAGCGGAACUAUCUGGGCCCGGGAUGGAGCCGGGGGACUUGCGUGAGAGCCCCGCCGGGUCAGGGGAGUCUGACGGCGGGGAUUGGAGGGAGGACAUUCCCGGUGAGGCUGAGGAGGUCAAAGCUGCAGAAACCAAUGGAGCAACACUUGACUCGGGGCACAGCCGUGAGGAAGGCGAGAGUGAAAGACAAAAAAACAUGGGAGAACAACUACACAGCCCUUACGAGGAGGAACUGGACCCUAGGAUACAGGAAGAGUUGGAGCACCUCAAUGAAGCCAGUGCAGAAAUCAACAGGCUUGAACUGCAGUUGGAUGAUGCUAGGUCAGGGUACCGGAAGAUCCUCACAGAGUCUGCCAGGAAACUGAAUGCUCAGAGCUCUCAGCUUGGUGGCUGCAUUGAAAAAGCAAGACCAUACUAUGAAGCUCGCCGCCUUGCGAAAGAGGCUCAGCAGGAGACUCAGAAAGCAGCGUUGAGCUACGAGAGAGCGGUUUCUAUGCACACAGCUGCCAGGGAGAUGGUCUAUGUGGCGGAACAGGGCCUGAUGGCUGAUGGAAAGAACACACUGGAUCCCACCUGGCAGGAGAUGCUCAACCACGCUACCUCCAAGGUGAACGAAGCUGAGGAGGAGCGACUCCGCAGUGAGAGGGAGCACAUGCGCGUCACCCACGCCUGUCAGGAGGCCGAGGCUCGGGUUCAGAUGCUGCAGAAGUCCCUCAAAAGAGUCAUUGUGAAGUCCAAACCUUACUUUGAGCUCAAGGCGCAGUUCAACCACAUUCUGGAGGAGAACAAGACCAAAGUGCUGGAGCUGGAACAGCACGUGGCCAAAGUGAAGACCCGCUAUUCCAUCGCCCUGCGAAACUUGGAGCAAAUCAGCGAGCAGAUCCACGCUCAGAGGGGGAAGGACCAGGUCGAGGGGGGCCGCCCCACCGUAUGCGCUGGGCGGAGUCCCCCUGUAGGAGCAGAGUCUGACAUCAGGGUUCAGGAGGAAGGCGGAGCCUGCGGCGGUGGUGUGACGGAGAAAGAUCGAACGGAUGCAACCAUCAAUCUGGUGGAGAAAUACAAGGAGAAGGAGAACGAAAAGGAGAGGGAGCGGGCGGGGUCGGAUUCCCUUUCAGUCUUCAGCCUGCAGACCAUCGCUUCCGACUUGGAGAAAUAUGACUCCAUCGAGCACCUCGGGGACCUCAGUGAUGUCGGGAGCGUAACUGGGGAUGAGGUAGAGAAAGAGAAAGGUGGAGUGAUGGAUCGAAGAGACAAGCUGACAGAAGCAAGCUCCAAAGAGCGCCAGCAGCAGUUCUGCAAGCAGCACCACCGAAGCUUCAGUUUGUGAGGUUGUCAUAGAUACAACAGCUGUAUAACAUUUAUAAAAGUAAAAUGUGAGUUUUAAAUGAGUCCAAGUAGGGUAAGCAUCCCUACCUCAUCGGUACUGACCAAAGUAUAAGACCAUGAAUUAGCUGCAAAUGUAAAACUGGAGUGAUCCAGUCGUAGGUGUAUGAUAUUUGGUGUAAAUAAGCACACGUACGUUGACUGACAACUUAUUAUUCUAAGGCUGACACUGAGCACAGUUAUUGCAACCUAGUUAGAACACUAAAGGAAUCUACUGAGCUUACAUCCCUCCAGGACAAGUAUAUUGUAUAUUUACUCCUUCUGAGGGAACUGGGAAGAAAUUGUUCUUGAGCAUGAAGGAACAGGGGAGAAAGUUUAAAGCCUUGUUUGAACUGACAUAUUUAGAAAGGCAUCACUUCUUCCUUUCCCAGGCUAGAUGUUGAUCUAAUUUGGCGAGAGCAGUGAAAACAAAACCCUCUGUCGUUGUUGUUGUCCCCUCCUCCUUCCAAGUCAUGUCGAGUCUCAUCAGCGAUUCCUCCAAGGUAGAGGAUCACCAGGUCCACCCCCCCCCCCCCCCCCCCCGCUAUCCGCUCUCAUCAAGUUAGUGUUAAGGGAAGAAAUGACAAAAACGAUUCUCUGUCGGCGCAGAGUGAAAGCAUGCUGGCGUUCACACUCCGUAUAUAUUUAUUUUUUUUGUCCUGUAAAAAUGCUGCAAGUCGUUUAUUUUGGCACAAGAGAAUGCGUUUUUUGAGAAUUCCUGAAACCACGAAUACAGCGAGCGGAGUCUGUAGAUGACAGAGAGCCUCCGACUCCAUUUGACUGUUUUCCACUCUGACAGCAUGCACUCCUGCUAGCUAUUUAAAUAGACAGUUUAUGACGAGUAUGUAGGGCUAUGUGAUGAAAGUGAACAUUGACAGCAUUAAAGCUAGAUGACGAAGCUCUGCCAUGUCUUAUUUUAGCUGUUAUAUGCUGUAGUCUUAAGACGCAAAAGCCUUUUCCCAAAUGUGUAUUAUUUGGACAUUGUUUACAUUUGUUGAAGUGCAUUUCUUUGGCCUUUUUUAAUCUUCUUUUUUUCUUUUUCUUUAGCCCUAGUUGUAAUUUGAAGUGUGCCUUGCCACAGAACAAAUAACAAAUGAAUCCUGAGUUUUACUUUGCUGUAAACUCAUUAAAAUACAUAUAUAAAUAUAUAUAUGGAAAAACCUGAAUCAUCCAAGCAGUCUUUAAGAUUUAGUUUAUUUUUUUAUUUUGAUUUCUGUAUUUUCUUUUCUUUUUUUAAUUGUACUUUGCUUGUCAAAGUGUGAGAUGCAAAACAAAAACAAAGUCGAGAAAUGACUUGUAAAUGUAUGUAAUUAUUACAAAGCUGGAAAAUAUUGACAUGUACAGUUACACGUGUUGCUGAUUUGAAUAUUUAACAUUUUUGUUGUACAGAAGAACACAAGUUUCUCCUCUGUAUUUAAAUCAUUAAUUGUUGCAGUUGAUCUGAAACACUUCACAUUUCACUGCUGUCUUAAUGAUAUGUCGUCACCCUUUUAAGGACAUCUGUGAGGUAGUCGGUGUCACAUAACUGUUUACCAAUUAAUGCAUUGUCAUAACUAUAAUCAA
This is a messenger RNA of Scomber japonicus (chub mackerel), 3310 nucleotides long. RefSeq names its product SH3-binding domain protein 5-like, a (gene sh3bp5la). The record is from RefSeq and is a predicted model, not a curated record. The coding region runs from base 408 to 1712 and encodes 434 amino acids. Gene Ontology annotation, biological process: negative regulation of protein tyrosine kinase activity; intracellular signal transduction. The transcript is spliced from 6 exons. Gene Ontology annotation, cellular component: cytoplasm. Lineage: Eukaryota; Metazoa; Chordata; Actinopteri; Scombriformes; Scombridae. Gene Ontology annotation, molecular function: protein kinase inhibitor activity.